UUUUUUUUUUUUUUUUUUUCGGAGCUGGGGACCGAACCCAGGGCCUUGCGCUUCCUAGGCAAGCGCUCCACCACUGAGCUAAAUCCCCAACCCCGAAAGUGAUACAUUUGAAGAGGGUAAUUUAGAUCCUUCUGUUUCUAAGAUGAGUCAGUGAGAGAAGCAAGCAAGGUGUGAAGCUCUAUUCCAGCUGCCAUGGAGAACAAUAUGGCAACCCUGUUGUUCCGGAAUCCCGCUUCUAGGGAAACGCCCGAAGAAAAGGAGGGACAUUCUGACACACACUUACAAUGUGGAUGAGGCUGUGUGACAGACGGUUUUACUGAAUGAAAUAAGUCAAUACAACAAAUGCUGUAUGACUGGCCCGGAGAGAUGGCUCAGUUGCUAAGAGCGUAUUCUGCUCUUACAUAGGUCUUAAGUUCUAUUCUUAGCAUGCAUCCUGGGUGGUCACUACUGCCUGCAACUCCAUCUCCAGGACGCCAGAGGCCCCUUGUAGCCUUGACAGGCACUGUAUGCACCUGGUGCUGAGAUAUACUGGUAAAGCAGCCAUACAAACAGAAAAGCAAAUAAACAAAACCAGUGGCGUUAGUGUUGGUAACACAUACCCUGAAAAUUGGAAGGGAAAACGGUGGAUAGCUUCUGAGGGACAACCUUGGAGGUUGGUGAGCUAGCUUCUGGUCUCUACAUAUGCAACAUACACCAGAAUACCAGAACACGCGCGCGCGCGCGCACACACACACACACACACAGACACGCGCGCGCGCGCGCCACGUUCUUGGUGUUUUUUUGUUUGUUUGUUUGUUUUUUUUGUUUUGUUUUAAAGGGGAUUGGCCUGGAACUCACUCGAUAGCCCAGGGUAGCUUUAAAUUUGCAGCAAUCCUCCUGCCUCAGUCUCUCACAAGCCACAAUACUCAUCAUAAAAUGUUUUAAAUUUUUUUUUUCCGGAGCUGGGGAUCGAACCCAGGGCCUGGCGCUUCCUAGGUAAGCGCUCUACCACUGAGCUAAAUCUCCAGCCCAAAUGUUUUAAAUUUUAAAAUUGGCUCCAACUCAAAAAAAAUCUAAGAAAAAAGGAAAGAGACCCCCUUCAAUCCUCUGCCAAAGGGGCUUCUUCCUUUCCUUUUGUAGGGUUUAUUUUUAUUAUUUGUGUAUGCCACAUGUGCAGGGGGAGGGAAGAGGUGGAGCUGUAACUCCUGGAGCUGGAGGUGCAGAAUGCUGGGAACAGAAUUUCAGUUCUCUGGAAGAGCAACAAGCAGCAAUGUGAGGGAGCUCUGAAAACUGAAGAGAAAACCUGUAACAGAAGAGAAAACCUACUUCCCAAGUCCUCUAGUGUCAGAAUGUGGAGAUCCUUUUAUCCCUUCAGCUGUAACAGAGAGAUGAUCACAAUGUGAAUUCCUUUAGGUGCCCGUUUGGUGUCAUCUGGCUUCGUUCUGACUAUGAUCCUGAACAGGAAAGGUGUUUUGUUUUGUUUAAGGAAGCAAAGACUAUCAAUAGAUUUUCUUAUUGCGUGAAGAAGAUAUGGAGAGGAAACAGUUGGCGCUCUAACUUCCUCGACUGCUGAUGGAGAUAACCCGCCAGGCCUCCCACUCUGAGGCGUAAGGCGUCGCGAGGGUAAGACCGACGCAGAGUUCCCAAAAAUGUACCGAAUGACUGCGUCCAUCACAACUACGCCCCACCCCCAGAGGGCAAAUAUAGCACCAAUCAUCAGCGCACAGGGCGGGCUCAGGGGAGGAGCCUGCUGUUGCCCCAGCAACAACCCGGGAACCCUAGGAGAGCGAGGCUGCGGACCUAUCUACCUCAGGUCUUCCUCCGCCUGGAAGGGCCCGGGCGGGGCGCGAGACUAGCCUCGGCGGCGGCCGCAAAGAGGAAGAGGCCAGGCCCAUGAACUACCAUCCCCGAAGCAGCUUUCGCUUCUAACGGUCAAGUACGCAGAGAGCCAUGGCCGAAGUGCACGUGAUCGGGCAGAUCAUAGGGGCCACGGGUUUCUCUGAAGGUAGCCUCUUCUGCAAGUGGGGCAUCCACACAGGGGCCGCAUGGAAGCUCCUGUCAGGCGUCCGGGAAGGCCAGACGCAGGUAGACACACCCCAGACAGGGGACAUGGCUUACUGGUCCCACCCCAUUGACCUGCACUUUGCUACAAAAGGUCUCCAAGGUUGGCCUCGACUUCAUCUCCAGGUGUGGUCCCAGGACAGCUUUGGCCGCUGCCAGCUUGCUGGCUAUGGCUUUUGCCAUGUGCCUAGCAGCCCAGGCACUCACCAGCUGGACUGCCCUACAUGGAGGCCCCUGGGUAGUUGGAGGGAGCAGCUAGCACGGGCUUUCGUGGGUGGCGGGCCACAGCUGCUGCACGCAGACACCAUCUACAGCGGGGCCGACCGCUACCGCCUGCACACGGCCGCGGGUGGCACAGUGCACCUUGGUAUCGGUCUGCUGCUGCGCCACUUUGAUCGCUACGGUGUGGAGUGUUGAGGGACUUCACUGCCACCAGUCACCAUCAUCCACAGCCCUGCGCACACGACGGCACAGCAGUGAAACAGGCACAUAGACUCUGGAGACUGUCAGUCCUGAUCUCACCCAAGUCAUGGCCCUUAUGCCAUGGACUGCAAGGCCAGGAACUACCCCUGUGGCCCAUGCUCCACUGAAUUACCGGGUAAAAGUCUGUGAGUUGGAGGGACUUGAGGAGAGCAUGCUGUUUGGCACUGUCAGGGGCACUUAAUAAAAGCAUGCAUUUCUCAUA
Molecule: messenger RNA, 2725 nt
Organism: Rattus norvegicus (Norway rat)
Lineage: Eukaryota; Metazoa; Chordata; Mammalia; Rodentia; Muridae
Source: RefSeq, a predicted model, not a curated record